GUAGGUUGUCGUGAAAAAUGGAGGACGACGCACCGGUUAUAUAUGGGCUUGAGUUUCAGGCCCGCGCUUUGACAGCUCAAACAGCAGAAACAGAUGAGAUACGCUUUCUGGUUGGCACACAGUCACUUAAGUUUGAGAACCAGGUCCAUCAGAUUGAUUUUGAUGAUGAAAAUAAUAUGAUCAAUAAAAAUGUUUUUCUCCACAAAGAGGGUGAAAUUUGGCACAUAAGUGCUUCAUCAACAGACAAGAACAUCUUUGCCACUUGCUACAAUAAAACAUCAGAUGCCAAGGCUGAGAUGGAAGCUGCAUUAUGGCGUAUUCCUGAGUUUGAUGCCAGUCUGGGAGAAGAUAGCUCACCAACCCACAAGGAACUGGAAUUACUUUGUAAGCUAGAUACUACAGACUAUGGAGAAAUGAAAGGUAUAUUAUGGCAUCCAUCAGGAGAAGGUAACACCAUCCUGUCCAUUGUGGACAGUCAUAUCCUGAUGUGGGACUUAGAAACCAGCAGUAGCAGAGCCACACUUUCCAGUUCAAUAGCGUUAGAAGGUAAAGGGCAACCCAAGUUCACAUCGGGCAGAUGGAAUCCUCACCACAACUGUUCUCAGAUUGCCACUUCCAAUGACACUAGUAUACGUGGAUGGGAUCUGAGGAGCAACAAGCAGGUGUAUACAAUAGAGAAUGCUCACAGUCAACUAGUGAGAGAGCUGGACUUUAACCCAAACAAGCAGUAUUACCUUGCUACCUGUGGGGAUGACUGUAAGACAAAGUUCUGGGACAUAAGGAAUUCAAAUGAACCCCUCAAGGUUUUAUCAGAUCAUUCACAUUGGGUCUGGAGUGUGAGGUACAAUCAUUUCCAUGACCAGCUGGUGCUGACCUCUAGUAGUGACAGUCGUGUGGUGCUAACUAAUGCAAUCUCCAUAUCGUCAGAGCCUUAUGGUCAUCUUGUGGAGGAUGAAGAUCUGAGUGAUGGAGAAGAAGAUGACAAAACUAAAGAGAAAAUGGAGGAUGGUACAAUAUCUACAUAUGAGGAGCAUGAGGACAGUGUGUAUGCUGCAGAAUGGUCAACUGCUGACCCCUGGGUAUUUGCUUCACUUAGUUAUGAUGGACGCUUAGUGAUAAACAGGGUGCCCAGGGCUGUCAAGUAUAAGAUAUUAUUAUAAAGUACCCCAGCAGACAUGUGCAUUGAUUUGAGAGAGGAGACAAACAUAAUUCAGGAAUGGGGGAUUUUUUCCAUAUAUGGCAAAUUAUUAUGGUAAAUGUAUGUAAAUAUAUGAUUAUCUCAGUGUAUAAAAAGGGGGAAAACACAAGGAAAAGGACUGGAUGAAUUUUGCCUGUGAAAAAAACUGGUGUGCUUGAUAGAGCAGUCCAAGCAUAUAUUAGGUGUUAACUUGUAUCAGGUGGAGAGAAAUUUGUGAAAAUUAACCAAUAUUGUAAUUGUUAGAUUGAAGUAUGAUUCAAAAGAUCUUAACUCCAUGUACAUUUUCAAUUAUAACUAGCUCAUUAGAAAUUGCAAACUGAAUUUAAUGCUGUAUGAAAGUAAGAAAGAUGAACAUGCAUGUUAUAUAACAUUCCACCUGCAUAUUUAUUGUCUGAUGUCUAAAGUUUAAUGGCAAAAGCAAUGUGCAAUAUAUGUGUGUCAAAUUGCACAUCCAUUUGUGCUAAUAUCUGGUAAAUAUGAGAAAUUAUUGUUUUGAUAUUGUCAGUGAUUAACUUUGGCUCUUAAAAGAUAUUGUUACAUUGAUUUUUAAAAUGUGAUG
Molecule: messenger RNA, 1757 nt
Organism: Lingula anatina
Lineage: Eukaryota; Metazoa; Brachiopoda; Lingulata; Lingulida; Lingulidae
Product: EARP-interacting protein homolog
Biological process (GO): protein ubiquitination
Molecular function (GO): protein binding
Source: RefSeq, a predicted model, not a curated record